Molecule: messenger RNA, 701 nt
Organism: Oppiella nova
Lineage: Eukaryota; Metazoa; Arthropoda; Arachnida; Sarcoptiformes; Oppiidae
Source: the annotation of a GenBank genome assembly
AAUGAGACUGAGCGACAGGUGCGAUGCCAAUCGGUACGACAUGUAAGGCCGGCAACUGUAUAAAUACUGAGCCAUUAGUCGCAUGAUUUCUACAAUUAGUCUCAAAAACUAAAAAUAGUUUUCACUAACAAAACAAAUCCAAUAAUAAUGAACGCAUUAUCGGUGGUCGUGUUGGCAGUCAUAGCACUGGCCGGUCGUAUAGAGUCGGUGGAGAUCACGGACUGCGGUUCAGUGGACGGCAAAGUGACCGGCGCUACGGUCGACGACUGCGGGGUCGGCGACGAGUACUGUACCCUCAAGUCCGGCUCCACUGCCGGCAUUAACAUCAAGUUUGACUCGAGUGUCGACACGGCCUCAGCAAAGGUUAAACUCUGGGCUGUUAUUGCUGGACAAACAAUUGAGUUCCCGUUUUCGCAAAGCGACGCGUGUAAGGACUGGGGUGUCCACUGCCCAGUAGCCAAAGCCAGUCACCAGGAGUUUAAGCUUAAGAUGCCGGUCGAGACCUCCUACCCUAAAGUGAAACUACACAUCCGAGUGGGACUGGAGGACGCCAACGGAAAGCUACUUAUUUGCCAAGAGAUCCCUGCUGAAAUCAAGUAAACCCUUAUACAUUAUAAACACAAUCGCAUUUAAAUAAAGUAUGAAAUACUUUGUAAAAAAUAUUUAAUUAAUAAAAUAAACUCAGUUUUAUCGUAAAUACA